CUGCUACCAACUACGACAAGUGCCGUCACUGUGUAAAACAUUUGGUUCCCUUCUUAACUUGAAAAAUCCCUUCUUUUUCUUUUUCUUUUUCUUUUUCUUCUUCUGGGUUGUUUUUUUAUUUAUUGGGGUUCAUUAUCACGUUGUCUUUCUCCUUCCUACCUCAACAAACCAACCCGUAGCUUCCACCCCUUUUUUGCCUUUUCCUCCUCCUUUUCCCUUUCUUUCUUUCUUUCACGGAGCUUGUCUGCAAUGGAGGUGAGGAUCUGAGCCAAAAGAUAUUUAUGGUAUGGGCGCUUGUGCUUCAACGCAUCAGGGCUGUGUGGGAGGGAGGUUGAGUUCCUCCAAGAAGAAGACUCGCCAAAGGAGAAGGGAUGAACUCAGAAGAAGAGUGUCUUCUCGGCCAUCCAAGGGAUCAUUGGACAAGCCUGACGUGCCUGGCUUACUUGAUCAUCGCUCCUUCGUCAACCCCACUUUCCAAGCACCUGGAAGUGUUGAGGAGGCGUGGUUUGACUCAUCUGCAGCAUUUGACUCUGACUGUGAUGAUGACUACCAGAGUGUUCCUGAUGAUGUAUCACUGAAUGGAAUCGAAGGUGGAGCCGUAUCAGGUUUUCAAUUGAGAGAUGGCGGCCAUGGAGGUUCAACUGAUCAGGUGCAGAAACUGGGGAACUUAUCAGAAGCUUCCAGAAAUUCUAACGUUCAGAUUAUCAGUUCAGAUGACAAUGAUUCGCACUGUAAACGUGAUGCAAGUGUGAAUGAAGUUAAUCAGCCUGUGUUCCUUGAUGAAAUCUCCUCAGUGGAUGCAAACUCCAACAAGGAUGAUGAACUUAUGGAUCACUGUGGGAUUCUUCCCAACAAUUGUUUGCCAUGUCUUGCAUCGACCAUUCCUUCAAUUGAGAAAAGAAGAUCAUCAUGUUCUAGUCCUCCUAAUGCAAGGAAAAAGCCUCCUAUGAAACUGCCCUUUAAAUGGAAAGAAGGACAUGGCAAUGCUAACCUUCUUUCCUCCAAGAUACUUCUGCGAAGACCAAUAGCAGGUUCGCAGGUACCCUUCUGUCCAAUGGAGAAGAAAAUGCUUGAUUGUUGGUCACACAUUGACCCAAGCACGUUUAAAGUUCGAGGAGUGAAUUAUUUUAAGGAUAAGAAGAAGGACUUUGCUCCCAACUAUUCUGCGUAUUACCCAUUUGGUGUUGAUGUAUUUUUAUCUCCACAAAAAGUGCACCAUAUAGCUCGGUUUGUGGACCUUCCAGUCAUUAAUUCUUCUGCUAAACUUCCACCUAUACUUGUUGUUAACGUUCAGAUUCCACUUUAUCCUGCCACACUUUUCCAAGGUGAAAUUGAUGGGGAAGGAAUGAGUUUUGUGUUGUACUUUAAGCUUUCUGAGAGUUACUCCAAGGAACUUCCACUUCUUUUCCAAGAAAACAUCAGAAGAUUGAUGGAUGAUAAAGUUGUUGAGAAGGUGAAAGGUUUUCCUGUAGACACAAAUGUACCUUUCCGAGAAAGGUUGAAAAUAUUAGGCCGUGUUGCCAACGUGGAAGAUCUUCAUUUGAGUGCUGCAGAACGAAAGCUUAUGCAGACUUACAAUGAGAAACCUGUUCUUUCACGCCCUCAACAUGAGUUUUACUCAGGAGAAAAUUACUUUGAGAUUGAUUUGGACAUGCAUAGAUUCAGUUACUUCUCCAGAAAAGGCUUUGAAGCUUUCCUAGACAGAUUAAAGAUCUGCAUUCUAGAUAUUGGCCUCACAAUUCAGGGGAACAAGGCGGAGGAGCUUCCAGAGCAGAUCUUGUGUUGUAUUAGAUUAAAUGGAAUCGACUACAAGAAUUAUCAGCAACUUUGGGUAACUCCAGAUCAUCUAAUGUAACUUCAAAGAACGUGAAAAUCUCAGAGUUGUGGUCCAUAAAAGAAAUCAUAUUUUGAAAUUGAAUUUGUCUUGCAUUAGCGUUCGUUGCUAGAAAACAUCUUGUCAUCUUCAAUCAUAGAGAAUCCAUCAA
Molecule: messenger RNA, 1985 nt
Organism: Prosopis cineraria
Lineage: Eukaryota; Viridiplantae; Streptophyta; Magnoliopsida; Fabales; Fabaceae
Exons: 9
Coding region: 287-1855 (522 amino acids)
Source: RefSeq, a predicted model, not a curated record